This is a messenger RNA of Haliotis rufescens (red abalone), 468 nucleotides long. Its product is annotated as S-antigen protein-like. The transcript has 2 exons. The coding region runs from base 1 to 468 and encodes 155 amino acids. NCBI's taxonomy places the organism in Eukaryota, Metazoa, Mollusca, Gastropoda, Lepetellida, Haliotidae. The record is from RefSeq and is a predicted model, not a curated record.
AUGGCGGUUCUAGUACCAGGCACUAAUGGUUCCGUGGUAGUUCUACAACCAGGCACUAAUGGUUCCGUGGCGGUUCUAGAACUAGACACAUGUGGUCCCGUGGCGGUUCUAGAACCAGGUACUAAUGGUUCCGUGGUGGUUCUAGAACCAGGCACUAAUGGUUCCGUGGCGGUUCUAGAACCAGGCACUAAUGGUCCCGUGGCGGUUCUAGAACCAGAUACUAGAGAUCCCGUGGUGGUUCUAGAACCAGAUACUAGUGAUCCCGUGGCGGUUCUAGAACCAGAUACUAGAGAUCCUGUGGCGGUUCUAGAACCAGACACAAGUGAUCCCGUGGCGGUUCUAGAACCAGAUACUAGUGAUCCCGUGGCGGUUCUAGAACCAGAUACUAGUGAUCCCGUGGCGGUUCUAGAACCAGACACAAGUGGUCCUGUGGCGGUUCAGCAACCUAUUGACGCCUGGUCCUCAUGA